AUGGAGCGUGCAAUCCCCAACGACAUGCUUCACGAAGGACCUGACAAGGAAGAGGAGCAACUGAAUGGUGUGAGGGCACAGAUGGUCUUGCUGGCUGGAGAGGGGAGAAACGAGGAAGAGAGUGGACGUGGCCAGUCUGGGUCGGGAGCUGCAGCAGCAGAACGGGAAGGAGCAGAAGAAUUAAGUGGAGAAGGUCCCUCUCCUGCGGGCGCUUCAGGCCUCAUGGAUAACCACAACCCAGAGGGCACCAGCAGCAGUCGGCAGGAGAAUGAGAAACAGCCAGGGGAGCCAGUCCCCAAGGACAUGGAGGUCGCAGAAAGUGUGAGGCAUGUGCCAGUGGUGGUGUCCGGUGUGCAGCCUGUGUCAGUGCUUGUACGCCACCGUUGCUUCCAGCACAAGUUCACUCCGAGGCAGUUGCAGGAGCUGGAGCGGAUUUUCCAGCAGAAUCACUUCAUCGGUGCAGAAGAAAGAAAACAGCUGGCAAGAUGGAUAGGUGUGACUGAAGCUAGAGUUCAGAAUUGGUUUAAGGGGAGACGAGAACAAUACAGGAGACAGCAGAAGCUAUAA
This is a messenger RNA of Meriones unguiculatus (Mongolian gerbil), 567 nucleotides long. RefSeq names its product rhox homeobox family member 2-like. The record is from RefSeq and is a predicted model, not a curated record. Gene Ontology annotation, molecular function: DNA binding. The coding region runs from base 1 to 567 and encodes 188 amino acids. The transcript has 4 exons. Lineage: Eukaryota; Metazoa; Chordata; Mammalia; Rodentia; Muridae.